UGUUCCCCAUUCCCUGAUUAGUUUAGUCCGUAUUUAAGGUCUGGUUUUGAGUUGAGUCUUUGUUGGAUCAUUCGUUUUGUUUCGUCUGCUAGUUCUGUUUAGCUCUGUUUGCCUGUUCUUGACCAUCCGUGAUUAAGGGAGGUUUUCAUCAAAUCUGCAUUCCGGCCUCUGCGUUUUGGUCCACUCCUGCUUCCCCACCUGACACUCUCAAAGAUGUCUCUUUAUUUGUUUUUCAACCAAGUAUAUGUGCAUUUAAUCUUUAAUUGAAACAAGUUUAUUUGUUUUGUUUUAUUUGUAACAUUAAAGCUAAAAUAUGUAGCGUUGUGUUUGUCUGCUACAAUUAGCAUCUACCAAAGAGUAUAAACUUACAAGAUAAUAUGUCAGUGCUUUGGUUGUUUGACCGAAACUGUUAUAAAUUGACUUUUAUUCAGUGUUCACAUUUUUAUGAUAAACAUUUUAGAUCUUGGUCCUUUUUUAUCUAUAUCUUAACCAGAUGAAGGACUUGAGUCAACUUUAGACGUCAUCUUAAGUUAUCAGAGAAGCAAGCUGGGCAAACGUUAGCAGCAGCUCAGCUAGCAGCCCCUCCUGGAUAUCCGGUGCUCACCGAAUAUCAUCAGAUAAACAUUGAUUUUUUUAUGUGAAACUGCUUAAGUCGGUAUUUUUAUGGCUUUAAUCCCAGUGUACGUUUUUGGAGAGGAGACCUUUGCAGAUAAUUCAGCUCUGGGUAGAAACCUGCUGAACAUCUGUAUCUUAAGUUAUCAUCAUCCCAACAAUGAGAAAUACAAUGGGUUCCAGGGUGUUUAUGUUGCUGAUUGGAGCUGUGUACAUCUACUAUCAGGUCCAUGCAGCAGACAUUGUAUACAUUGGUGAGCUGAUGGUGGAGAGUAAUGUCACACUGGAAAUGGAGACCAUCCUGUCAGCUUUGGAUUCAACUGUCAUCCAAGUGAACAAAAUCAACAGUGUGACCCUUUCAGACAGUGAACUGGUUGCAGAGUGCCUGAUUGUUGGAGAAAAAACCAAAUGCAACUGCUCUGACGGGUACGUUUGGAGCAAUGAUGUGUGCUACACUGAAAAAUGUUGCACUGAAUCUACAUGCAAACAAAACGUGUCGCACAUCACACCACUCUGCAUUGCCAAAGUCCAAGUUAAAAUCAAUGGAUCAAUUAUGUCGAAAUCCACCUGGGAUUCAUCCAAAGCAACAACGCUUCAAAAUGAAUUUAAAGGACUGAAUGGCUUUGAGUCCCUGAAUGUAACUCAGAGGCCAGGAAACAGCAUUGUUGAUUUUGAGGCAGCUGUCAGCGUCAAAGUUGAGACUUCUAAACUUCAAAGCAUAGUGACUCGGCUGGAAACCUCUCUUGCAGCUGUAAUUUGGGUCGACACUGUAGGAAUGGUCACCAUAGAGGCCCCAGACACUAAAGUGUGCGACAUGUCCAGCCCAGAACUGAAAUGCACUUUAGAGGAGGAGACGGACAGUGCUGGCUGGAACAUGAGCAAGAAGCACGAGCGCUUUGAGCUCAACAAAGGCAGUGUGGUGAAACUGAAUGACAAAUGUGCCACACAGGAAUACAAGUCUUGUACUGAAGUUACACUCCAGGAGGUGACAGGCUUGUGGGCAGGUAUAUACGAGUGUGGAUUCACUAGAGGGUCAGUCAGGCAUACAGCCAAGACACAGUUGAGAGUGGCACUCCUGCCUGAUGAGAUCACCCUGAAGAUCAAUCCUCUUACUGUGGACUGUUCGGAUAAGAAGGACAGUGACAGUGUUAUCGUGAAUGUCAUUGCCACCAUCCUAAACAGCACAGAGAGCUAUGUUGUUUGGUGGAGCUACAGGGGUAAAGGGAAAAAUAAUCUGGUGAAUACAUUUAAUGGGGAUUACCUGGUCUACUCUUUCGAUGCUCCUAUCUCUUGCAAGAAAUCCAUGGACGCACAAUACAUGAAUGUCACUUUUAAAAACACAGUUAAUCAAGAAAAAAGUCAACGAGUGGAUAUUCCAGUAAUCUACAGGGGUAAGCAAUUUUGCUCAAAGGAUGGGUUUUGGCCAAAAACUCCAGCUGGAGACACAGUGAUUAAUCGAACAUGUGAAGAGGGCAAGGUUGGCUAUAAGUCACGCACUUGUAAAGGCCCUGAGUGGGAGAACGUGUACUCUUCCUGUAUCAGCCAAGAGUUGAACAAGGUUUUAAAUGCAGCAGAUAACUUUAAGAAGGGACUAGGGGCUUCUCAGGAGGCGGCCGUGGGUAUAUUUGCAGGACUUUCAAACAGCUCUACAACUAAUUCAACUGAUCCAAGUAGCGUUAUGGCCGAAGUUGGUGCCUCCAUCGGUGUUUUAGAUGUGAUGUCCAGUGCAUCACAAAAUAUUGACUUAGAAGAGAGUGUCUUUCCUAGUUUUGUCGAUGCAGCAAGCAACUUGUUGAACAAACCCUGGGUUGGGGUCAACAAGUCUAUAAUUCAGAACAUGUCAUCAGAUUACCUUAUGUCUGUGGAAACUCUGGUGAAGAAUAUCAAGGUUAACACAAGCGAUGGAUUCAACAGUACAAAUCUAGAGCUUAAAUUCUGUAAUUCGAGUAGUGGCUGUAAUGUGUCUUUGUUUGACAUAGACGUGAAUCUAACAAAGACCUCCGGAAUUAUGAAAACUGUUGCUGUGAAAAAUAUAACGGAUAAAUUGCCCCACAGCCUGACCUACCUGACAACCAGCCUCUUAUUAUCAGUCACACUGGAAGACAGCGAUAAUUCAUCUUUAGAAAUUAGACUGGACUUCCCCAGGGAAGAGGGAAGUGAACCUGUUUGUGUCUUCUGGAAUACCACAGUGAGGGAGUGGUCGGAUGAAGGAUGCUCUACCAACAUUUCCAGUGAUGGAAACCACACACUCUGCGUGUGCAACCACUUGACUGCAUUCUCUGUCCUCAUGUCCAAGAGUGACAUAUCUGAUGCAACCCUAGAUAUGAUUACAAAUGUGGGCCUGGGUGUGUCCAUCUGCUCCUUGCUGAUCUUCCUUAUCAUUGAGUCUCUGGUUUGGUCAGCUGUGGUCCAAACAAACCUUUCACAUUUCCGUCACACAGCCAUGGUUAACAUUGCCUUGUUCCUCUUGCUCGGUGACUGCAGUUUCUUGGUUUCUUCCUACCUUGACAUUCUCAGUGACACCUGGUGUCUAGUUUUGACCAUAUGCAAACACCUCUUUUUCUUAGCCAUGUUCUGCUGGAUGCUGUGCUUGAGCGUCAUGCUCGUCCACCAGCUUAUCUUUGUCUUCAGCCCAGUGAGGAAAAGAGUCUUCAUGUUCCUCUCCAGCAUUGUGGGCUAUGUUUGCCCAAUCCUAAUAGUGGGAUCCAGCUAUGUGUAUUACAAAUACACUGACACGCCCUACUAUGAUAAGAAAAAUUGUUGGCUGAUUUAUGAAAAACUCUUGAAGGGAUCCAUAUAUGCUUUCAUCCUCCCUGUGGGAACUGUUAUUUUGACAAACCUCUUUUCCAUGGUGGUUGUCAUUCUUACUCUGUUGAAGUCCUCGAUACCUGAUAGCACCAAGACAGACGACAAGGAGACAGCCAAAAGUAUCCUUAAAGUGGUGGUCUUUCUAACCCCUCUCUUUGGAGUAACAUGGGCCAUUGGCCUCAUUGGGUUCAUAUUGGAUGAAAAGGAUCCCAUGAUAAAAGUUGUUAAUUACAGUUUCACCAUCCUCAAUUCCUUCCAGGGCCUUUUCAUUUUGCUGACGGGGUGUUUAACAGAGAAGAAGAUUCGAGAGGAACUGAAAAAACUCAUAACUGCAAAAUCAAAAGGACAAAAUGAGAGCAUGAAGAAGAGCAUGAAUUCAACCGUCUACACAAAAGACAGAUGAAGACAGAGACUGUGAAGACGGACCAAGAAGAAGGAAACAGCAACUCACACACAUACUAUGCAACUUCACGAACAGCCAUAUCUUUUUGUUUGCUUUGUAUUAGACUAUAGUUCCUGGGUAGUUUAGUGAAGCUUAUAAAACACAACACUGAUGUUUUGAUAUUUUUUAUUGAUUUGAUUGAAAACCAUUAUUGUUAGUAGUAGUAUUGACACUACUUGUGAUCUCCAUCAGCUGCAACUGGAAACAAAUUUCACAUUAAAUCAAAUCCUGCUCCAAGGAAUAAUGUGUAAUUCAAGGUCAUGUAUACAUUUGAAUACCAUUAUUUUCUCAAGGGGAGAGCAGACGCAGAUUUUUUUCCAUGUGCUACUGAAGUGAAAGUCAGUACUGAAUGGUCACUGUAUAUCUUUAAGGAGAGGCUUUAAUGCAUACCAACUCAAACCACAAUUGGAUUCUGGAUGGUCAGAUUGUAUUUGCUGACUGUAUAUAAAACAGAAUAGAUUUUCUAAGAUCGCUUGCUUGGUUUGAUCCUUUUAUUUAAAUGGAAAGUUUGUAAAUUUACACUGUUUGGCAUAAAUCAUAACCUGUACUAUACUAUGUGUGUAUAACUACUAUAUGUAUCUCAAAAAUAUGUAAUGAAAU
This is a messenger RNA of Thunnus maccoyii (southern bluefin tuna), 4462 nucleotides long. Its product is annotated as adhesion G-protein coupled receptor F3-like. Gene Ontology annotation, cellular component: membrane. Lineage: Eukaryota; Metazoa; Chordata; Actinopteri; Scombriformes; Scombridae. The transcript has 18 exons. The record is from RefSeq and is a predicted model, not a curated record. Gene Ontology annotation, biological process: G protein-coupled receptor signaling pathway; cell surface receptor signaling pathway. The coding region runs from base 773 to 3823 and encodes 1016 amino acids. Gene Ontology annotation, molecular function: G protein-coupled receptor activity.